AUGAACCCUCCGGAGCACUUUGACACUCCAAAAUGCUUUUACAAGGGUAUCCAGUAUGAAGAGGGGGUACAGUGGGUGGACAAGUGCCAGAAUUGCACCUGUAUCGCAGCCCCAGCCAUCAUACACUGCACGGAAAGCUGCCCUAAAUUCGACAAGCUACCUGCCCGGUGCAGAGUCGUGAAAGCCCAAGACGACAAUUGCUGUGGCAAACUACAGUGUGACCCACCACCAAUUACCACACCCACUCCUGAGUCAACUACAGGGUCCACUUCCACUGCUACAAUAACCACAACUAUACCUUCCACUUCUACUAUUGUUUCAAUCACGACAUUACCAGAACCAAAAUGUACCUACAAGGGUAAACUGUACAGUGGCGGUGAAGUGUGGGAAGACGACUGUCAAAUUCACACCUGUGUUGCUCCCCCGUUCUUCAUACAUAGCAAGCCAAGGUGCCACCCACUGACAUCUACUGGUGUCUUCAAUAACUGUAGGAUUGUAGAAGACCCAGCAAAUCCGUGCUGUCAAAAAACAAUUUGCGACCAAGCUACUGCAUCGCCACAGAUUUUGAAGCUGACCACAACUACGCCUCAAAUGAGUACACGUGCAGAGACAAAGCCAACCACUGCAAAAUCAGGUUCUACAAGCACAGUGCGACCUACUCCAAAAAUUAUCGCCUCUGCAACCCCAGGCAUGAAGACCUCUACUACUGAAUUAACAACCACUGUCACUAAAUCAACUGCUGCACCAACCACCAGCAACACAGAGCCCACAACAACUACUAUCAAAGUGUCGGCCACUGAACCCAAAACCACCCCCAAAUCCACCACCCUAAAACCUAAAACCGCCAGACCUGAACCUACCACUUCGACCAUCGCCUCAACCACUGCAUUGCCUGAACCAAAAUGUACCUACAAGGGUAAACUGUACAGUGGCGGUGAAGUGUGGGAAGACGACUGUCAGAUUCACACGUGUGUUUCUCCUCCGUUCCUCAUACAUAGUGCACCAAGGUAA
Molecule: messenger RNA, 1011 nt
Organism: Lingula anatina
Lineage: Eukaryota; Metazoa; Brachiopoda; Lingulata; Lingulida; Lingulidae
Cellular component (GO): extracellular region
Molecular function (GO): chitin binding; protein binding
Source: RefSeq, a predicted model, not a curated record